CCCGCAGCCCCGAGGCGGAGCGUGCGCGCCCCCGGCAGGCCCGGCCCGCGGCCCCCAUGGAGGGCACCGUGCAGCUGCUGAGCCGGGAGGGUCACAGCGUGGCCCACAACUCCAAGCGGCACUACCACGACGCCUUCGUGGCCAUGAGCCGCAUGAGGCAGCGGGGCCUCCUGUGCGAUAUCGUGCUGCACGUGGCUGCCAAGGAGAUCCGCGCGCACAAGGUGGUGCUGGCCUCUUGCAGCCCCUACUUCCACGCCAUGUUCACAAAUGAGAUGAGCGAGAGCCGCCAGACCCACGUGACGCUGCACGACAUCGACCCUCAGGCGCUGGACCAGCUGGUGCAGUUUGCCUACACGGCUGAGAUCGUGGUGGGCGAGGGCAACGUGCAGACUCUGCUCCCUGCUGCCAGCCUCCUGCAGCUGAACGGUGUCCGGGACGCCUGCUGCAAGUUCCUACUGAGCCAGCUGGACCCUUCCAACUGCCUGGGCAUCCGGGGCUUUGCCGACACGCACUCCUGCAGUGACCUGCUCAAGGCUGCCCACAGGUACGUGCUGCAGCACUUCGUGGACGUGGCCAAGACCGAGGAGUUCAUGCUGCUGCCGCUGAAGCAGGUGCUGGAACUGGUCUCUAGUGACAGCCUGAACGUCCCUUCCGAGGAAGACGUCUACCGCGCGGUCCUCAGUUGGGUCAAGCACGACGUGGACGCACGCAGGCAGCACGUCCCGAGGCUGAUGAAGUGUGUGCGGCUGCCCCUGCUGAGCCGAGACUUCCUGCUGGGUCAUGUGGACGCCGAGAGCCUGGUGAGGCACCACCCCGACUGCAAGGAUCUGCUCAUCGAGGCCCUCAAGUUCCACCUGCUGCCCGAACAGAGGGGCGUCCUGGGCACCAGCCGCACGCGGCCCCGGCGCUGCGAGGGGGCCGGCCCCGUGCUCUUUGCCGUGGGCGGCGGGAGCCUGUUCGCCAUCCAUGGGGACUGUGAAGCCUAUGACACGCGCACCGACCGCUGCUACGACGGGACCUCAGACCUGGCUACCGUGGAGUCGUAUGAUCCCGUGACCAACACGUGGCAGCCCGAGGUGUCUAUGGGCACGAGACGAAGCUGCCUGGGUGUGGCUGCCCUCCAUGGGCUUCUGUACGCAGCCGGCGGCUACGAUGGGGCCUCCUGCCUGAACAGUGCUGAGCGCUACGACCCGCUGACGGGAACGUGGACGUCUGUCGCUGCCAUGAGCACCCGGAGGCGAUACGUGCGUGUGGCCACGCUCGAUGGGAACCUGUACGCCGUGGGCGGCUACGACAGCUCCUCGCACCUGGCCACCGUGGAGAAGUAUGAACCCCAGGUGCAUAAGGCACCCCUCACGGUCACCUCCCCCCGUGCUGCCCGGGCUCCCACGCGUGUCCGAGACGCCCAGCCCUCCCCGUCCCGGCCCGCCCUGGAGAGGGGCUGUGGGGGGAAGGGUGCCCGAGGCGGGGCUGCAUCCAGCACGGCCCCUUGCCCCGCAGGUGAAUACGUGGACUCCUGUGGCCUCCAUGCUGAGCCGGCGCAGCUCGGCAGGUGUGGCGGUGCUGGAGGGCGCCCUGUACGUGGCCGGGGGCAACGACGGCACCAGCUGCCUCAACUCGGUGGAGAGAUACAGCCCUAAGGCUGGCGCCUGGGAGAGCGUGGCACCCAUGAACAUCCGCAGGAGUACGCACGACCUGGUGGCCAUGGACGGCUGGCUGUACGCCGUGGGGGGCAACGACGGCAGCUCCAGCCUCAACUCCAUCGAGAAGUACAACCCCAGGACCAACAAGUGGGUGGCCGCGUCCUGCAUGUUCACUCGGCGCAGCAGCGUGGGCGCCGCCGUGCUGGAGCUGCUCAACUUCCCACCGCCGUCCUCGCCCACGCUGUCCGUGUCCUCCACCAGCCUCUGACCCACCGGCCGGCCGCAGAGGCCCUCGGCCUUCCACAUGCCUUAAGGGGGUGCACGGCCCCACCAGGGACACCCCGCGCCGCGUGUCCGCGUCUCUGUGUUCGUUCUUGUGUCCGAUUAUUUAUUCGUUAUUUAUUGAUGGGCGGACAGCACUGCAGCCGCCCGCUGUCCACGCAUUUACUCUGUACGGCCCUCCUGUGCGUCACCCCUGCUCUGUGCUUCGGGGGUACCCGCAGUGAAGCCCUUAUGGGCUCACGCUUCUCGGGGGACCCAGUGCCCCCCUAUGUUGGUGGAGCAGGAGGGGCAGGGGCUUUCCCAGCAGGUGCAGACCCCAGUCUCCCCACUCAGCACACGGCUCGGGAAGGGCGCAGAGCAGGCUUCUUUCCUGUGUCCCUGUCUUUUGUGGACCUUGUACUAGGCACACGCGUGUGCACACAGACCAUACACAGCAAUAUGAGCCGACUUGAACAAUAAACGUGUGUCCUGGGCUCCAGGG
Molecule: messenger RNA, 2406 nt
Organism: Microcebus murinus (gray mouse lemur)
Lineage: Eukaryota; Metazoa; Chordata; Mammalia; Primates; Cheirogaleidae
Source: RefSeq, a predicted model, not a curated record